AUGGGCUGCGCGAUAUCAGGUCUGGCUGCCAAAGCGGAGUUUGGAGAGAGAAAUACAGAUGUUGCUGCUGCUGUCAGUCCCAGCGGGGAUCAGAUUAUCAUGAUCAAGGAGUCAUGGAAAGUUAUCAAGGACGAUAUAGCUAAAGUGGGAAUCAUUAUGUUCGUCAGGUUGUUUGAGACCCACCCUGAAUGCAAGGAUGUCUUCUUCCUGUUCCGAGACGUAGAGGACCUGGAGAGGCUGCGGACCAGCCGGGAGCUCAGAGCACACGGGUUGCGGGUGAUGUCUUUUAUCGAGAAAAGCGUUGCCAGACUGGAGCAGCUGGACAGACUGGAAGCUCUGGCUCUGGAGCUGGGAAAAAGCCAUUAUCAUUACAACGCUCCACCAAAGUACUACAGUUACGUCGGAGCAGAAUUCAUCUGUGCCGUGCAGCCCAUCCUGAAGGAGAGGUGGACGGCCGAGCUGGAGGAGGCGUGGAAGGCCAUGUUCCAGUACGUGACGAGCCUCAUGAGACAGGGAUACCAGGAGGAGAGCAGACGGCAGCACCUCCUCACCCUCUCCCCGAAGGAGAGACCAGAGAAGAGCAACACAGCGCUUUGAGACGCUUCUUCUCUCAGACACAACUCAAGACCGUUUCCUCUCAGUUCUG
This is a messenger RNA of Cheilinus undulatus (humphead wrasse), 646 nucleotides long. RefSeq names its product x globin (gene xgb). The transcript has 5 exons. Bases 1 to 597 code for a protein of 198 amino acids. Lineage: Eukaryota; Metazoa; Chordata; Actinopteri; Labriformes; Labridae. Gene Ontology annotation, molecular function: oxygen binding; heme binding. The record is from RefSeq and is a predicted model, not a curated record.